Spinacia oleracea (spinach) is the source of this 1473-nucleotide messenger RNA. RefSeq names its product cysteine-rich and transmembrane domain-containing protein YDL012C-like. The record is from RefSeq and is a predicted model, not a curated record. Bases 854 to 1294 code for a protein of 146 amino acids. NCBI's taxonomy places the organism in Eukaryota, Viridiplantae, Streptophyta, Magnoliopsida, Caryophyllales, Amaranthaceae. The transcript is spliced from 2 exons.
GCUAAGGAGUCAUAAGUGCCGUGUAAACAGAGAGCAAGAAUAGAGUACCAAACUCAAUUAACCAUGAGAGAGAAAGCAAGAAAGAGUACCUGAAUUUAGAGAGCUACUCACGAGAUAGAUAUGGCGCACCUCGAAAGUAAUCUGAUUGACUUUGGAUUGAGUUGAUGGUGGCGAUCGGUGAGGUGGUGGAGGUAGGUCAGUGUUCACGGUGGAGGUAAGUAUUUUGUUUAUUUUUUUUUUGUUUAAUUGGGACUAGAUUUGUGGAGGAAUACAGUGAAGGAUAUGCAAGGUUAGUGUAUGGUGGUUUCUUUUGUGGAGGGCUAGAUCGCUAGAGUGAAUAUUGCAGUAACGGGAAUUUGAAGCGUUGUCGGUUCUACAAGGCGACAGCUUCAAUGGAGGGUGGAGGGUGCCUCGAAAGGUAAGCGGGACCUUGGCUCUGGUACCAAUUUGACACCGUACUGGGUAGGGGUCGGAUAGAAUUAGCCAAAUCACCACGCCAAUCGGCUACUCCGGCGAUACAACUCUCUAAUUUCUAGAUAUAGAAACACCACUAGGAAGUAGUAGAGAAGGGAACCUUGGAUAUAGUAACACCACCAAGGGGAAGGGAGAUUAUACUCAACCUAAAGAACACUCAAAGUGUUUGAUAUAUUUCUCAUACAAAGGCUUGUGUUCUGCCGAUUACAAUUAAGGCUAUUUAUAGCCUUAAUUCAAUUACUAUUACAACUACAUAAUUAAUGCAUUCAAAUGAACAAUAAACAUAAGUCAAUAUUAUUGUGCUGAGGAUGGAGUUUUUCCACCGUUGCAGGCAUAGGGUGGUUAUAGGGGGUGGCAGUAGCGUGAUGCUUCUUGUCAAAUGUUGUGUUCUCAUGUAAGACUUUGUCACCAACAGAGGCAUUCGGAUGCUGAUCAGAGAGAUGCCUCUUUUGUACAUGUUGAUCCUACCAGGAAUUCGUUUGGAGGUGCAAGCAGUUCGAGGCCCUUUGUUCCUCCUCCCGGUUACUACUUCGGAGGGAGUGGUCCUCAGCCUUGGGGUGCAGAUUCAUGGGCUUACUAUGCGGAGAUGGAGAGGAUGCGUCAGGCUCAGAUGUUUGCGCCGUACCAGUACAUGGCGAUGCCGCCUUAUCAGUAUCCCUCUCCUCAGCAGGGAGUUCAUCCCUCUCCUGGCACACUUCGUAUCUCGGAGCAGGAUCCUAGUACCCCUGGGACGGAGCUGGAUCAGGAUCUGAAGCGCCUUAGGAGGAGGAAUAGGGACAAGGAGCCUGUGGUUGACAUCACAGCUGACGACUCGGACUGACCCUGCAUGGUAGCGAGUUCCAACUUGCCUGGGUUGAUUUUGUAUAGGCUGGAUUGUAUUUGUAUGGAUUUGUACGGUUUUGAACUUGAAUUUUGUAUGGUUGUAUGGCUUUGAACUUGAAUUGGUUUGAAUUUUUUUUGAAGUUUUGGCUUUUGUAUGUUUGAAUGUUUGGUCUUGUA